GCCUGCCCUGACCCAGUGGCACCCGCCUAGGUGGCCUGGGCCCUUCCCAGGGGGGUGUGGGAGCCAGAUCCAUGCCGUGCCCGCCCCGCCCCCCCCUUCUCGAAGGGCGCUGGCAGGCAGACUUUGCUCUCCCCGCAUCUGCAGCGCCCGCCUGCCUCCCGGGAGAGUCUCACAGACCGAGGGAGAACGCGCAGAGGCUGCACCAUGGCCCGCCCGGGGGUCCCGCUCCUGCUGCUGCUCAUCCUCACCACGCAGGAGUUCAGUGGCAUCGCUCACACCCAGGUGCUGACCUUCCCGAAAUCUGGCCCAGGCCUGAGAAGACAGAAGAGGGACUGGGUCAUCCCCCCAAUCACCUGCUCCGAGAACGAGAGGGGCCCCUUCCCCAAGCAGCUCGUGCAGAUCAAAUCCAGCAAGGCAAAAGAGAUUACGGUCUUCUACAGCAUCACCGGG
Varanus komodoensis (Komodo dragon) is the source of this 450-nucleotide messenger RNA. Its product is annotated as cadherin-1-like. The record is from RefSeq and is a predicted model, not a curated record. The transcript has 3 exons. Gene Ontology annotation, cellular component: membrane. Gene Ontology annotation, molecular function: calcium ion binding. NCBI's taxonomy places the organism in Eukaryota, Metazoa, Chordata, Lepidosauria, Squamata, Varanidae. The annotation marks the transcript as partial.